AUGCAAAUCUCGACCAGACUGAAUGUAAAACUUAUUGUGCGUGAUAUCUCGACAGAUGAAGCUUUUGAUUCUGAAAAUAAUAACAUAAGUCAAUGGAACGCAACAUUGGAGAGCGGCGGAUCCGGAGCGGGCAGCAGCCGGUAUGCGGUUAGCAUGGCAAACGCAGCCCUGCAAAGCCCGGACCACAUGCACAAGCGGCGGCGACUCUCGCGGCUGCUCGACAAGCUGGCAGUGCAGCUACGGAAUAACAAUAAUUACCCACCUCCGCCUUGGUUUCUAUAUUAUAACCAAACACAAGAGACGCCGGCGGAGGAGGCCCCACUGGAUCUGAGCGUCAAGUCGGAACAAGCUCUCACUACGGGUUCUAAAUUCACGUGUGAGACCUGCGGGCAAACGUUCGCAUUACACGACCGCCUCGCUAAGCACAUUGCAUCCCGCCACAGGCCGCGCACUCCAGAAGCUGCGCGUGCCUACGAAUGCGAUAUUUGUCGGCGACGAUUUGCGCGUUCAGAUAUGCUGACUCGGCACGCUCGACUCCACAGCGGUGUGAAGCCAUAUUCUUGUGGAGUGUGCGGGCAGGUGUUCUCGAGGUCUGACCACCUCGCAACGCAUCAACGCACGCACACAGGCGAAAAGCCAUAUCGCUGCCCGAUGUGUCCGUACGCUGCUUGUCGCAGGGACAUGAUCACGCGACAUUUGCGCACUCACUCGAAACACGGACACACAACUAACGAUCCCAAGCCGAAGCUGCUGUCUAAAGUGAAUGUUACUUAAACAGGCCACCGGGUGCCUCAUUGACUGUCUAAGGUUCGUUCCCUAUUUAUUACUUACUAAACUUUAUCCAUUUGUAAAGUGGAGACUGAUGCUUUCAUUCCAAAGUAUUUUAACAUUAUCUUGUCUUUGAAUUGGUGGUUAACGUUGUUUAGUAAUCUUAUUGUUGUGUAGGGCAGGUUGGUACAUAUGCCAAACAAACCACACCUGUGCUGAUGUCGGUAAGAUUGACAUAUCAUAUUGCCUGAAACAUACAUUGGGCUAUCCAUAUCUGUUGAUUUGCGAAGUUGUUCUUUAUGCUCAGCGAAGUCCAAAACUAUGGCGAUUGGCUGCGCGCAAUGCGAUGUGUCGACUUACAUGAAAAUAGACAUGUUUUGAGUGUCAAUCGUUUUGUUUUAGUACUAUUCAUAAGUAAAUUAUUAUAUUAUUAUUAUUGAUUGUAUAUAAUUACUUCGAGGAAUAUCUGUUUUAGUUACUCUGUGCCAUGGGGUGACUUUAUGUUACAAACGCUACUUUAUUUUCAUUACUUGGCACAAAUUUGAUUAGAUUUUAUUGUUAUUUAUUAUUAACACAGGUGUUAUUUGAAAAAGGCUCAAAAAUUUAUCAUUCGAUGAACAAUGUUGUAGAAUAGGAUAAGAAGUUGUGAAUCUUUGUUUUAUUUAUAUUGUUAAGAAUUUUGUCUUAUUACUAAUUAGUGUAAACUGAUAUCUGCUCUAGUAACUCCAGUAGACUAUCGUAUAUGUAGGUAAGUACGUGUAGUACUUAUCAAGUUUUUGUCUACAAAACCUGUUCCCUUCUAUUUGUAUGAGUAAGUAGUCGUUAGUCAAUUUCGUGUGCCAAAAUGUUUAAAUUCUUUUUUUUUACGUAUAGUAAUUAAGAUUGCAUUAUAUGCCCUACGUAAAUCAUAUUUGAUGUAAACUCCGUUGGAUCAGCAAAGAGCUACUUGAU
Messenger RNA from Pectinophora gossypiella (pink bollworm), 1719 nucleotides. Its product is annotated as zinc finger protein 135-like. Gene Ontology annotation, biological process: regulation of transcription by RNA polymerase II. Bases 1 to 774 code for a protein of 257 amino acids. The record is from RefSeq and is a predicted model, not a curated record. NCBI's taxonomy places the organism in Eukaryota, Metazoa, Arthropoda, Insecta, Lepidoptera, Gelechiidae. Gene Ontology annotation, molecular function: DNA-binding transcription factor activity; RNA polymerase II cis-regulatory region sequence-specific DNA binding. The transcript has 2 exons.